Messenger RNA from Chelmon rostratus (copperband butterflyfish), 1529 nucleotides. RefSeq names its product lnc RNA pou2af1 (gene pou2af3). The transcript has 5 exons. The coding region runs from base 152 to 1267 and encodes 371 amino acids. Gene Ontology annotation, molecular function: POU domain binding; DNA binding. The record is from RefSeq and is a predicted model, not a curated record. NCBI's taxonomy places the organism in Eukaryota, Metazoa, Chordata, Actinopteri, Chaetodontiformes, Chaetodontidae.
AAGCAGCAGAGAUUGGAGAAGAGCCUAAGUUUGAAUUCUGAACAGCACCAGGCUGAAACUGCUCUUGAACUUUUCCAUAAAACAAUCAGCAACAACGUGAUCGAACUAAAGCCCAAACUGAACGUCUACUAAGAGAUCGGACACGGGUAUCAUGGAGCUGAAAUGCGUCCGGAGUAGAGAGUGGUUUCAGGGCUUUCAGAGUUGCGGCGCUGCUUUUACCAAAAACAAGUUACUUUUGUGUCCGCUCCGCUCUCUGUACACAACUGCAGCUUACACCAGCAACUUUAACGCGUUUACUGAGACGCGUUUUAACUUCUGUUUUCCAUCGAUUGACUCACUCUUCAGCUGUUUGUUCGGGCGUUUUACGCGGUCGCCCCGAGCGCCUUUAUGCAACUUUUUCAAACGAUCUUACAUAUGUUCUUACCACCAGAUCGAUCCAGAUAAGCCGAGGGUGUACCAGGGCGUCCGAGUGAAGACCACAGUCAAAGAGCUGCUGCAGAGGCACAGAGCCCGGGAGGCCAGCAGCAAGAAAGUAAAAACGAUAUCCCAGGCUUGUUUGGAUCUUCAGGAGCUUUGCGCGUCCACUUUUCCAAGUCGCUAUGUUGUCCCUCCUACCGCCGCUCCGCCAGCGGACGCGAGCAGCUGUGGCGCGCGAGCGAUCCAGCUGCGCGCCGCCUCGCUCUCCUUCCCUGACGGCUCGUGCAACAUCCAGAUGCAGGAGAGCACCUCGAACGGCGUCCAGCAGCAGUUCGGGGACACGCUGUUGCCCAUCAACGGCUUCAGCGGCAACAACAACAACAAUAACAGCUGCGGCGGCGGCGGCGGCAGCUACAGCGCCGCCCUGCCGCCCCCUCCUGCCCUCCCGCUGCCCUGGUGCCAUGGACUCUCCUCUGAUGCGGACUACUACGGCCAUGGGAUGGCUCCCUGCUCCUCACCAGAGUCACUGAAGUUCUGCAACCCCAUGGAUCACAACAGCUACUCGCCGCAGGACUCUUUUUCCUCCUCGUCCUCCUCCUCCUGCUACGACUCACCCACCAGGAUGGAGUCCGGCUACCCCGGCUUCGCCUCAGAGCACUUCCACUACCAGCACUGCAACCUCCAGGACUGUUACUGCCUGCCCCACUGUUGGCCAGGCCAGCAGGAGAGCUUCCCUGCACCUGAGUAUGCACCUUACUACAACCCCACAGACUAUCCAUACGCCUGUCCUGUGGAAGAGAACUAUUUCAAGAGGGAUUUGAGCUCUGAAAUGUGUUACAAUGUACUAUGAUGAGACCUUCAGCAGUAUUGUUUUGUCCUUUGACUGUACAUAUGAUUCUCUUCAAGUCCUCUGUAAGACUGUUUGCUUGAUGGUCCACUGUGCAUUUCAGUGUGUGGUCUGACUGGCUUUUGCUUUGGUGGAGUUAAUAUGAUGAAUGCUGAAUGGAUGGAAAAUGCUGAUAUUUUUGUAUCAAUUACUUUUUUUUUACCACUUAAAUUUAUUUUCAUACACGUAACUUGUUGCUGUACUAAAUAAAAACAUGUCAAACUCA